AUGCUGAAGGUUAAGCUACUCAGGUUUGGGGGAUACGGGGCCUCCCCCGCCUUACGCCCCGCCUUGUCCGACCUGAGGAGGAAGGCUUCCAACUCCUGGUCCGCUGUUCAAGACGUUUACCUCUCCACAAAGGUUUGUUCGCCGCGUCGCCUCUUGUUUUCUAUAAUGGAUCUCUUGAUUAUGCACGAAUUUUCGUCUUUCUCGUUAGUGACGCAGGUACGGCUCUCUAUGUAUUUGAUUAUGGAUCCGGGGGGACGUUGUUGGUCACCUUGUAGGGAUUAUUCGAUGGAUAUCGUUUUCGUUUGAUCGCUUUAUUCUAUUCUUUCUCCGUAUGUGCCGUUUUCUUUUUCGUUGAUUAGGUACCGUUUUAUUCUAUGUUUUCAGGAAAUCUUCGAGAGGCAUCGGGUCGUGUUCACAAUCUCAACGUCGGUGGCAUCUCUUGCUACUGCAUGGGCAGGUGGUAUUUGAGUCGGCGACUCUCUCAUUCCUCUCCUUCGUGAUCACAAUGGAAUGCAAUUGGUAGCUGCUUUGUCCGUGCGAGCAUUUAUCUUGCUCGCUGUAUUUCAACUCCAUUAUGUCCUUUCCUCGUGGCAGUCGAUUUGAGUGAUCGUUAGGAUUCGUGAGAUGGUUGCUGAAUGAGUUUCAUUUCUUGCUGAAUGGGUUUGAUUAUGUCCACAUUAUCAAAUAAUUUCGGUGCAGGGGAUAAUCCAUAUCAACUCUCCUGCAAGGACUCGUAGGAAUUUAUCCUUGAGUUCAUGUAUGAAACUCAUUUUAUUAGACCUUUUUUCUUUACAGAAUCGUUUCAAUUAAAUUCUGUGUUAAUAAACGCCUUAUGGAAGAUAAUUUAUCAUCUCUACAUCAAUUACUUCUCGUUUUCUUGUCACCAAAUUUCUCGUUUAAGUCUAAAGAAAGGGUUUAUGUUUUCUCCUCACUUGCCAGAUCAUAAAUUAUAAUGCUAAGAAUAUAAAAAAAGCACACAUUUCCCCUGAUCUGUCAAGGUAGUUUAUUAAGAACAGGCAUAAGCUCGAAUAACAUGCUCUUCCUAUGUUACAAACAUUUUAUGCACUUAUAAUUGAAGACAAUCUCCUAUUCCCAUUCCUCUAGACCAGCUUGUUACAAACACCUCAGCAGCGAUGGUGUGUACUGUGCUUUUAUGAAUUGGUUGCAGUUUCCUCUUAUUCCUCUCCCUCAAAGAGUUCAUGGGAUAUCUGGUAAGAAAGCUUCACCAAUCGAAAUAAGAGGUCAUAGGACAUUGAGUUCUUUUCUCGUUUUCAAUUUUGCAAAAUUCAGCAAGAUAUGAUUAAUCAUUAACUUGACUUUGGAUGGUACUAUAAAGGAUCUCUCUGGAUAUAAUAAUUUCACAUCCCACAAAGAAGUUGUAAGUUGCCAUCUUUUUUUCAAACCACAGAAUACAGUCUUGUUUCAUGUUAGACUUGAAAAUUUGAACUUUUAUUCAAUCGGGAAGCCUUUUCUUGUCACAUUGCAAGCAAAAGGAAUGGGCUUUUUAAAGUUGGAUUUUUCGGAAUCAUUCCCUCCUUAGUACUUAAUUAGUACUUCUUCUCUGGUGAACUUUAUUUGUGAUUCAGUUUACCUGAGAACACAAAUACAGCGGUCCAAAAAAUUUCUUAUGUUUCGCAGAAUUGUCAUCUUAAAGUAAAAGAGCCUUUUAAAUGGCCUAAUAUAGUUAUUUUUUGAUCAGUGCCGUUUAUUAUGGAGUACUUUAUCAACAAGAGAAUACAUUUUUUGACAUAACUCUAAUAAUUGUCAAUCUGCAUAUCUCCAAGAGACUUUUGUUGAAGGCCUAAAGAGUUGACAAGUUCAUUAAGCCAUUGAUAUGUGGAUUAUUAUAAGAAAUUUUGGAAUAAUAAUGGGGCUUCUUCUAGCUAUGAACCUGUGUGUUAUUCAUCAUUUAGUUGGUUUACUUUAUUAUUGAUGUUUUUUCGUAAGGCAUUUUUAUGAUUUCAUCAUGGGUAAUAAAAAUACUCUUAAAUUUUUAAUUUCUAUGAUGCUUUCGAAGAGAGCCAUAUAGUGGAAGUUUUCUAGAACAUAUGUUAUCGUCUAAUGCUUUUCCAUUACUAUUUUCGUAAUAGAAAGAGAACCCAAUCCUAUAUUCCCUCCUCUUGAAUAAGCCAAUUCGGUCAAUUGACUUAUGUGGGUUGGGCAACUAAUCCUGUAAUGCUGUCUCAUGAUCCUUGGCUGGAAUCUAAAUUUGUGUAGGGGGAGACCUUUUUUCGUUUCACAUUCUGCACAUUCAUUAACUGGACAUUCUGCUCUGAUUCUCUUGAUUUUCUUAUGGUGUAGGCUAUUCAUUACGAUACUACCAUCAAGUAAAUGUAGAAAAGAGACUUGAAUCAAUUGAACAAACUGUGAGUGCAGCAAUUACUAAACGUUUUUUGUGAGGAAAAUGUUGGGUUUUAUUUGGCUUACAUACUUUCUUUGCAGAUUUUUGUUCAUUUUUUGUUGUAUAUGCUUUCAGAUUAUAUCAUUAAUCCCGAAUGUUCUUCACUCAUUGCAGCAAUGUAGAAGUCCAUUUGGACUUGAUAACUUAGCCUAAAUAUUUGGUAGUAAUUUUUUCUCUAAGCCUCAAUAGUCAUUUCAAAGUUUAUUGAGAGCGAUUCUACAUGCUUCUAUCUCAAUAGUAUAAUAAUAUGACAUUGCUUCCUUUUUGCCCCAAUUUUCUGGUGUUUAAGUUUUCAUGGUAAUCUGGUGUUUUAUACAAGAAGUCAUGAGACAUGUAGGAAUCUCAUAAAAAAGCUCACAUAUUAAACUAUGUUGAAUGGAGUACUUCAGAAAAUUUAUCUCAAUUGUCACUGGUUGUGUUUCAUCCUUCCGUUUUGUUAAUAGGUUGCUAGUAUGAACCUCUUGGUUGGUCAGUUAGUUAAUGGAUUUAGUUGUUCCACUUAUUAUUUUAAAAUACUAGGUUCCUUUUUGUUCAAUUUUCAAUGUUAUGUUUCCAUCUGUAAUAGAAAUAAUAGAGUUAGCAUACUAUUCUUCGCUGAAAAAUAUUCCUUUUUGGUCAGAUCUCCAUGGUAUUUAUGGCAGUUUCUCCAUUUUCUUAACGACGAGAAGAUUCACCAUAUUCCUCCUCUCUUCCCUCCCUUCUUUUUGCUAUAUUCUCAAAUCUUUCUAAGCUGUCCCAGGAACGUUGCAUGAAGAUUGGGUAGUAGAUGUUGCAUUGGACGUCCAUAGAAAUUCAAAAACUCAGAUCUGGACCCAUCUGAGGGAAUGAAAACUCAUAACUUUGGGGCACUGAUGUCACAAAACCCAUUUUAGGUAUAGCGUAACAUACCUUAAUAUAUCCCACUGUGUUAGCGGCCUUAUUGUUUGAAUGGUUGCAAGUCAGAUUUUCUUCAUGUUUUUACAAAAACAGAUUGAUAUAAGAACGGGAAAUAAAUUGCAUCGUGAUAAACAUUAUUUUUUCACGUACUAGCAUUUUUUGUAGUAAUGUCAACAAAUUAAUGCCUGGUUAAUCUAUUUACAUUAAGUUCCAUCAGACUCUUUUCAUAACAUAAUUUGUGGUGUUCAUUGUUCAACUAGGAUUUGCUGUGUGACUAGAAGACAAUGUGAGACUCCUUGAUUCUGCUGGAAGGCAUAAUGAUGCAUGUUUUGUAAAAGAUAAUUUCAUUGCCAUGAGUGAAGAUUAUGAAGUAAUGAUGGUAACUGUUAAGAAACACAGACGGGAGGUUUUUACUCCGUCACGGAGGACGGGAGGAACGGUGGAUACUGCCUCAACCCAUCAUUGACCUCUCACACCCCUUGAAAGGAAGUAAACCGUACAGACUCUUUCCCAGAAUACUCUCAAUGUUUUACAAUAUUCCUGUUAGAACUUCCAACAGUAUCGAACUCAACAAUUGCAACAUUGCUGGUAGAUCAGAUUGAUUAUGUGAUCAAUGGCAUGCCAAUUGGGGGAGUGUCAUUCUGCAUAUUUUGGCAAUAUUAUUUGAUCCUUUUUAAAAACCAUCAAUAUUUUUUGCCUAAUGUCACCUCGUGUUGGAGUAAAUACUAUAGUUGAUUGCAAUGUCAAAUGUGAAGCUACUGAUUCACAUUUGGACUUUAUUUCUUCUUUUCUUCUUGUAUUAGGAAAAUCUGAUGUCCACUGUCCUGCUGCAAUGUGUAUGCUGUGUCAGUUCCUAUUUCAUAUCUUUGUUCCCACUUACUCCCUAUUACACGCUAUUCAUUCCUGUCUUCGUGUUAUGAUCAUUUCGAUAUUGUCUACCUUUACAUGGAAAAUAAAAUACCCCUAUUUUCGCAGUCACGUUUGUAGGUUUUGUUUUAUCUGCGUACGUGAUCGUUCAGACACUUGGCCAGCAUAUCUGGCAAUUUUAUAAAUUGCAGUAUGUAUCCGUGCAAUCAGGAUUAUUUUUGUCUUGGGUUAACCCAUAAGUUUUUGUCACACAUCCAGGUUGAAGGAUUUACAUACAUCUAAAAUUGGAUGUAAUAAAUCCUAGAUUUUUUUACAACAAACUCCUAGUUCUUUCAAUAGGAAUUCUAGAAAGAACGAAGAAAAUUUGGCAGAAGGAAAAAGAUAGUGGAUGGGGUGCCUAACUUUAUUUUCAGUCAUUCGAAUUCCUUCUCCCUAGUUCUUUUGAUUGUUCGAGGAGAUGUCAUCUUUGUACAAUUCUUAGAUGACUGUUGAACUUUUUAAUUCAUUGGAUAUCAGUUGUCAUAUGGAAGGCUAAUGGGUGAAGCAUCUUCCUGAUUUGUAUGGCAUUUUUUUUUAAUCCUUCACUUUGGUCCCCGUUACAAAGUUAAAUUAGCGAUUUUUUUCGCUUUGUAACUGAUAGAAAGUUAUGUAGUUGCCCAUUUUUAUGUGCAUGUUAUCAGAAACCUGUGAAAGAAUUAAAUGGAACGGAGAGCAUUAUAAUUAUUUAAGAGAAAUCUCGAAUCCUUCUUUUCAGUCUAAAUAAGUUUGGAAAUGAGGUACCACAUCCUUUAGCAGCCUUACAAAGCUUGGAAAUAAGUUCAUCAUACAUUCCUUAGAUGGUGCCUUCUUUCGUCAACAGGUUUCUGCUGUAGCCCUUUUUUGUUUAUAUUAUUUCUUCGUCUUUGUCUUCAUCUAUAUAUUUCGUCAACCAUGUCUUUUAGUUUUGGAACCUUUUGUCUAAUCUUUGGGGAAAAUGUUUACUUUUGUUUCUUCAAUUCCAAUAAUGAUACUCAGUAUUUGUUUACUAUUAAGGAUGCUCUUAAGAUUUUGAAUAUAGUAAUGUUGCUAUUUUUACUUACGGCUCUAUCUUUUCAAUUUUUUGUAUUUAUCAUCUAAAAUUUUAUCUGUGGAUGAAUUUCUCCUUGGACAGAUGAAAAGCAGUACUGACGUAAGGCAUGAAGAGAUAAGAAAGAUUGUUAGUUCUGGGGGUGUUAGCAUGGCGACUUGUCUUGCUACUGGAUGGACUUCUUUGAUAAUUGGGUUAGCUCUUGGUUUCUUAAACCUGUUUGUACCUCUAGCCUGGUUUUGUCUAUUCUAUAUCUUUUCUAUGAUAUAAUGUGUUGGCUAUGUGUUAACUUCUGUCAUAUCUCCCUCUCUGUGGUCGUAUCUGAACUAAAGGUUUCUAAACUUGGGUGUUUGAAGGAAAAUCCGCCUUUGUUUAUUUCCAUGUACCUUUGCUAUUUAUGGGGAUGGAGUAAAUUCUUAUUUUCUGAUCCUAAAUUGCAUUAAUUAAGUACGACAGUUUCUGUUUAUAUGAUUAUACUUUGAACUUAUAUUUUUGUCUUCAAAGAAUCAGGACAUGCUAACUCAGGUGAAAUAACUCGGAAAGGGGAAAGGAAUACGAUUGUCAGGACAGACUACACCAUUCCAUAUUGAGCUGGAAGAUCGGACGAAUCUCCUUAGCAAUGGUGGGCUGUGAUAAAGAUACAUGUGUUCGAGGUUAAUGAGUGCCAUAAGAUUCUGAUACAGGUCAAAAAUAAUAAUUGUCUGUUUUGGGGUCUGCUCACUAAAAAUUUUGAUGCCACGCUGAGCAUGAUUAGAGCUGACGGAUAUUGGUUUCUGAGUUAUUAGUUUCUCUCUUUCAACGCAGAUUUUUUGGAUGGAUUUGUGGGUAAAGGAUGCGGAGAUUGUUUACCCAUUUCAUCUGGAAAUGGUUUUUGCUUUCUGUUGACAUAUGGCUUCCUCUGUUGGUUAGAGAUGUCAUCAGAUCUGCCUGUGGGCGUAAUAAUUGGUUUCUAAUUAUGUCAUGUUUCUGCAUAGAUAUAUGGGCAUUUCUUGUGGUAUUAACAGAUACUUUUUGGGUCCAAGCUCUUAUUUGUCUUCUUUCUUCAAUGUUCUCGGCAUGGGUCGUGGCACCAUUCUGAAUAUACGGCUGUUGGUUUCUACAACGAUUGUGCUGCAAUGGGAUUGUUCAUGCUGUCAAAUUGUCAAAGACUCGGCACCCAGUAGACCAUAUUCCUGCAUUUUUUUUGUUGUUUUGCAUUGCAGGUACAGUCUGGGGUGGCGAGGAGGGUCCUGGUUUGCACACCGGAAAUUUCGACGAGCGCAGUUGAAGUUGAUGGAGCAGAACAAACCAGGCCAAUGGCAACUCCUGAAGAAGUCGCUGGGAUCACUGAGGAUGCUGAGGAGGGCGGCUUCUGAAAAGGGAGCUUCUGCUGCUGUCGCCACAAGAAAGAAAGCCGGCCCUGCAGGCACAGUUUCCUGCUCAUCGGCAGGUUAG
Molecule: messenger RNA, 6644 nt
Organism: Spirodela intermedia
Lineage: Eukaryota; Viridiplantae; Streptophyta; Magnoliopsida; Alismatales; Araceae
Source: the annotation of a GenBank genome assembly